AUGUCUGGAAGAACCACCAAUACACCUCCUAUCAAUGCCCUUUUCAAAUAUCUCCAAACCCAAAAGCCUGUCUCAAUAUGGCUAUACCAGCAACCUCAAAUACGCGUGACAGGUACAAUAAGGGGAUUUGAUGAGUUUAUGAAUGUGGUGCUCGAAAAUGCUGCAGAAGUGUCUGUCAAAGAUGGUAAAAAAAGAGAGUUAGGAAUGAUGUUAUUGAAAGGCGAUACAAUUUCUCUAAUAUCUGCCGUGUAG
Pichia kudriavzevii is the source of this 252-nucleotide messenger RNA. RefSeq lists its product as uncharacterized. Gene Ontology annotation, cellular component: U5 snRNP; U4/U6 x U5 tri-snRNP complex; U1 snRNP. Gene Ontology annotation, biological process: spliceosomal snRNP assembly; mRNA splicing, via spliceosome. The record is from RefSeq and is a predicted model, not a curated record. NCBI's taxonomy places the organism in Eukaryota, Fungi, Ascomycota, Pichiomycetes, Pichiales, Pichiaceae. Gene Ontology annotation, molecular function: RNA binding. The transcript has a single exon. The coding region runs from base 1 to 252 and encodes 83 amino acids.